AUGGACCCCGCCGGCACCCCCGUGGCGCCGGCUCCUGCGAGUGCGACGGCUGACGACGAGCCCAAGCCCGACACCAAGGGCGGCGAGGCCAACGAGAAGGGCGCCGCUGCCAUCGAGACGGAUCUGGCCGUGGUGUUGAGGGACGGCUUGACCCUCCAUCCGCAGCCGACCUCAGACCCCCUGGACCCCCUGAAUUGGUCCAAGGCCAAGAAGAGCACCAUCCUGGCAAUCGUCAUGGCUCUUUACUUCUUGUUCACGUAUCUGACGACGACCACCGUUCCUUCCUUCGCUCUCGUCAUGGAGCAGUAUGGCAUAUCGCUCGAUCAGAUGAACUGGACCGUUGCCAUUCCGGCCUUGGGCCUCGCAGUCGGCCCGCUGAUCUGGUCGUCGCUGUCGGACAUCUACGGCCGGCGGACCAUCUUCAUUGUUGGCACCACCAUGGCCUUUGCAUCAACCAUUGGUGCCGCAAAGGCCCCCAAUUACGCUGGAUACAUGGCCGCACGCUUCUUCCAGGGGCUCGGCGUUGCCCCGGCCUCGACAGUCGGCCUGGCCAUCAUUAACGACAUGUUCUAUGAGUAUGAACGAGGCGAGAAGGUAGGCCUUUGGGUCCUGGCUCUCGACCAGGGUCUCCUCUUCGGCCCGCUCAUCGGCGGCUUCAUGAACAUGGUGGACCAGUACUGGGUCAACUGGCUCAACGCCAUCCUCUUCGCCAUCGUCCUCCUUGCCGAGAUUUUUUUCCUGCCCGAGACUCUAUACCCGAGGAACCAGAUGUUGGCUAAGAUGCCGUAUUGCGAAAGCGACUCGGCAGUGGUGGACCUGGAGAAGACUGAGCGCAGGCCGAGCAUUGCCCAGGACGUUGCCUUGAAGCGCACGCUGCAGCUGCCCUUCCUGAACCUGAAGCCGAUCCCCGGCAUGCGUCAUCCCAAGGCAUGGGACUCGCUCGUCCGCUUCGUCCGUACCUGGAAGUAUGCCGCCGUCUCGGGCACCAUUUGCAUCUACUCGUUCGGUUGGUACUGGUGGAUCUUGUCCGUCAUCACCUACAUCCCGACUGCGUACGCCCAAUACCAGCCGCAGAUCCAGGGACUUCUAUUCAUUGGCCUGAUCCUCGGCACGCUGUUUGCUGAGGUUUUCUGUUCGGGUCGCCUUUCUGACUGGCUUGUGAAGAAGUUGGCCAAGAAGAAUGACGGCGUCAAGGUGGCGGAGAUGAGACUCUGGCUUGCGUAUCCGGCGAGCCUCGUCACUGCGCUCGGGCUGAUCAUCUGGGGCAUUUCCAUCGACAAGCAGUACCACUGGAUCGUCGGCCAGAUUGCUUUUUUCCUCUUUGCGGCCGGGAUCCAGAUGGCAAACACAGUCAUGGCGGCGUACGUCGUGGACUGCUACCCGCUCCAGUCGAUGAGCGUCAUCACCUUCUACGCCGUGGUCCUGAACUUCAGCGCUUUCGUAAACCCUUUCUUCAUCGUCCCGUGGGUGGAGACAUGCGGGUACACCUGGACAUUUGCGGCGCAGGGCAUCAUCACCUUCUUCUUUUGCGUGCCGGCACUAGGUCUCAUGCACUACUUUGGACCUGCGAUCAGGGCGAAGACUGGACAACCCGGCUGGGUCAAUCCUGAGUAUGACUCCUUCAUCUAG
Molecule: messenger RNA, 1629 nt
Organism: Diplodia corticola
Lineage: Eukaryota; Fungi; Ascomycota; Dothideomycetes; Botryosphaeriales; Botryosphaeriaceae
Product: mfs transporter
Exons: 4
Coding region: 1-1629 (542 amino acids)
Biological process (GO): transmembrane transport
Molecular function (GO): transmembrane transporter activity
Source: RefSeq, a predicted model, not a curated record